This is a messenger RNA of Aspergillus versicolor CBS 583.65, 600 nucleotides long. RefSeq lists its product as uncharacterized. Lineage: Eukaryota; Fungi; Ascomycota; Eurotiomycetes; Eurotiales; Aspergillaceae. The record is from RefSeq and is a predicted model, not a curated record. The transcript is spliced from 3 exons. The coding region runs from base 1 to 600 and encodes 199 amino acids.
AUGCCUCGCUACGGCGCCCUAGGGGCAACCUUCCUUAUCGCCCGUGCUAUCCAGGCAUGCUCGCUCAUCGCCAUCAUCGGCCUCACAGCGAACUUCAUCGCCGAGAUUGUUCGCUACGACGCAAAGCCUCCUGACAUCUUCAUCGGUACCAUCACCGUUACCUGCAUUUCCUGCAUCUACACAAUCAUAACCUCAAUCCUCUUCAUCGACGACAUUCUCCCCUUCCUCGCCGCCGGAAUCCUAGACUUUCUCCUGCUCAUCGCCGUGAUUGUUGUCGCAGUCGUAAUCGGGAAACCGCUCUCUUACCUGGAGUGUGGCGAGAUCGGCGACAUCCUCAAGGGCAAGUUUGCAAGAGACGACGGAAGCUCGGCGUAUACCUUUGCGACGCAUCUUAGUUCCUACCUGGACCACCUCAGCGGCGCAGUGGACUACAAGAGCUGGAUUGGAAUGUCGAAGGGGGUUUGUGUUGAGGCGAAGAGUAUUUGGGGGUUGAGUAUUGCUAUGUGUAUCAUGUUCUUCUUCACGACCAUCUGCUGUGUUUGUCUCUGGAGACAGAAGAAGGUGGCUUCAAAUGCAAAUCUGGGGAAGGAGAUUGAGUGA